Cimex lectularius (bed bug) is the source of this 2740-nucleotide messenger RNA. RefSeq names its product glutamate receptor ionotropic, kainate 2-like. The transcript has 17 exons. Gene Ontology annotation, biological process: monoatomic ion transport; modulation of chemical synaptic transmission; synaptic transmission, glutamatergic. NCBI's taxonomy places the organism in Eukaryota, Metazoa, Arthropoda, Insecta, Hemiptera, Cimicidae. Gene Ontology annotation, cellular component: plasma membrane; postsynaptic membrane. Gene Ontology annotation, molecular function: glutamate-gated receptor activity; transmitter-gated monoatomic ion channel activity involved in regulation of postsynaptic membrane potential. The record is from RefSeq and is a predicted model, not a curated record. Bases 56 to 2725 code for a protein of 889 amino acids.
GAACGGUAGAAGUAAACGGAUCGGAGUGGAUGUUUGAACCGCCCAUGAGGCUAGAAUGUUGUUUGUAAUUGGACUUCUACUCAUACCCCAUUUGGCUCAUACUGACAUUUUAACGAUCGACGCUUUUUUCCCCGAUGGAUCUAACUGGGAGGACAAAAGGAUAUUCGAUCUCGCCGUCGACGAAGUCAAAAAGGAUUUUGAGAACCUUUUUAAUGUGGAAUUUUUGCCGAGAAAGCAUAGCGUCAUUCAGUUUGACAGCUUCAACAUGACUAGAACAGUCUGCAGGUUAAUGGAAGAAGGAAUGGGCGUUUUGUUAGCUCCUCAGUCCUUCGAGACUGUGGAAAUAUUCCAAUCGAUGAGCAACCAAUUCCACAUUCCUGUAGUCAGCACGUACCCCGAAUAUGGCCAGAGCGAGUGGUUCGUCGCUUCAAUCAACCUUCAUCCGGAUUAUCAACUUUUAGCGAAGGGUUUAUUGGCCAUCAUUAAAGAUAUGGACUGGAAAAGUUUCGCGAUUGUAUAUGAAGAUCCUGAUUCCCUAAUAAGGCUCCAGGAGGUGUUGAAAGCCAGCAGAUUGGGCAAGACAGCAGAAGACAAUGUAAUUUUUACGGCUUGGAAGUUAGAAGGAGACGACUACAGACCGAUAUUCAAACAAAUGUUAUCGGAGACGAGAAUAAUUUUGGACUGUUCGGCCGACAAAAUUUUGAAAGCUCUCGCUGACGCCAAAGAAGUCGACAUGCUCGGAGAUUAUCACCGAUACGUCUUAACGUCACUGGAUGCGCAUACGGUUGAUUUUGGGGACUUCAAUAUUGGAAGGACGAACAUUACCACAAUCAGAUUAAUUGACACGUGGGAAUUUGACGUGCAAAAAACUGUUUUCGAUUUCAACGACGAGGUGAAUAAAUUAGGAGUGCGCAACGGCCACAUGUCACCGGAAGCCAUUAAGGUGGAGACCGCUCUAGUGCACGACGCGGUCAAAUACAUAGGGACGAGCUUCAAAGCGUAUCACAAAAAGCACCCCGGUCAAAUGAGACAUCAAAAGCUCUCCUGCAAAAACAGGAUGAAGUUGAAAUUCGGACAAACAUUCGGCCGGGUUAUGAAAUCGGUUCAAUCGACAGGUUUGACUGGAAAAGCCAAAUUCGAUGAGUUCGGAAGAAGGAUAUAUUUCACCCUGCAUAUCACGGAGCUUACGAAAAAUGGGUACAGAAAAAUCGGCUCCUGGGACCCCGAAAACGGAAUACUCUAUAACAGGACAAGGAGCGAGAUGGCCAGGGACAUUUACCAACACAUCAGCAACAAGACUUUUAUUGUCGUUUCACGCCUGGGCCCGCCUUACCUGUUCCCCAAGGAAAGCCUCGAGGGCAACGACAGGUUCCAAGGAUAUUCCAAGGACCUCAUAGACGAGAUUGCCAAGGAGUUGAACUUCAAAUACAAAUUCGUCCUCGCACCGGACGGCGAAUACGGAUCUUACAACAAAGAUACAAAGCAAUGGAACGGGCUUAUAAGAGAACUGCAAGAGAGGAGGGCUGAUCUAGCAAUUUGCGAUCUCACUAUUACUUAUGACAGGAGGAGCGUGGUCGAUUUUACCAUGCCAUUUAUGAGAUUAGGAAUUAGCAUAUUGUUCAGCAAGCCUGCCAAGCAACCGCCGACCCUUUUUUCCUUCUCCGAACCCUUAUCGUUUGACGUUUGGAUAUGCAUGGCGACAGCGUAUCUCGCAGUUUCUCUCCUUUUGUAUUUUCUUGCCAGGAUAACCCCUCAUGAAUGGAGGAACCCUCACCCUUGCAAGCUUUGCCCCACUGAGCUCGAGAACAAUUUAACCAUGCAGAAUGUAAUUUGGCAUAACUGCGGAUCUCUCAUGCAGCAAGGUUCGGACAUAAGUACCAGGGCUCUUUCGACUCGACUCGUGGCAAGCAUGUGGUGGUUUUUCGUGUUAAUCAUGAUUUCGUCAUAUACUGCGAACUUAACGGCUUUCCUAACUUACGUGAGAAUGGAAGGGACGAUCAAAUCCGUCUCGGACUUGGCGAGUAGCAGCAAGAUAAAGUACGGAGUCAUGGAAGGUGGUGCCAGCAUGAAUUUCUUCAAGAAUAGUAACGAUUCGCUUUAUAAACGCAUGUGGAACCAGAUGGAGUCGUCAAAGCCGACGGUUUUCGUCAAGAACAACGAAGAGGGCGUCGACAGGGUGCUGAGGAGCAAAAGGAAAUACGCAUUCUUCAUGGAGUCUACGACGAUCGAGUACCAAAUGGAAAAGCACUGCGAGCUGACGCAGGUCGGCGGGCUCCUGGAUUCGAAAGACUACGGAAUCGCCAUGCCGUUUAAUUCGCCGUACAGGAUUGCGAUAAGCGGCGCCGUCCUGAAGUUGCAAGAAUCGGGAAAACUGGCCAAGAUCAAAGAAAAGUGGUGGAAAGUCGGAAAAUGCAGGGACGACAUCGGCCACAAAUCUGACGAAUUGGGGAUGGACAACGUCGGAGGAAUCUUCCUCGUCUUGUUAGUCGGUUGUGCCUGCGCGUUCGUACAAGUAAUAAUUGAAUUUUUGUGGAACAUCAGGAAAGUUGCUGUUAGAGAAAAGCUUUCUUUGCACGAGGCGUUUUAUUUCGAAAUAAAAUUCGCCCUGAACUGCGGAGCCGUUUCAAAACCAGUACGUUUCACGGAAGAGGAGGACCGUUUUUCAGUCGGGGACGAGCGAAAUAUGUCUCGUUCCGUUUCUACUCGUACGGCUGUCAAUGAAUAAACAUUCUCUUUUCUA